Molecule: messenger RNA, 216 nt
Organism: Colletotrichum truncatum
Lineage: Eukaryota; Fungi; Ascomycota; Sordariomycetes; Glomerellales; Glomerellaceae
Source: RefSeq, a predicted model, not a curated record
AUGCAUUUGUCCAAGGCCUUCCUUUUCCUUCUACCUUUAAUCGGAGCCUCCGAGGCCCUUUUGUGCUCAUGUGACCGUAGCACCCAUGCUUCUAUCUCUUGCUGCGAUGCGAAGUGGAACGGCUACGAAUGUGAGCCGACUAACCGAGAGGCCUAUACGACUUGCUGCUUGGAUAGAUUUUCCACCACUACUUUUUGCAGAGAUGGAAGCGUCUGA